GGAUUUUUUCCGUUUUAAAAAAUAAAAAAUGCAGCACACCCGUAGUGCACCAAUUUCGUCACAUGUUGAAAAGUGACAGAUUCCGCGAAAAUGUGUUUGUAUACACAGGGGCUGGAAAACGCGCGUGUUUGGUAAACGAUUCGCUGCUCGCUUGCGUUGCUGCACCUUCGUUUUAUGUUUUUAGUUCGUGCUUCCCGCUUCUCUAUCAAGUGCUCACUGAACCACGCACCGUGCAGAUUCCUUCUUCUGACCGGUCCAAACAUGGAAAAGUCAGCUAGCUCGUCUUCGUCCACCUCCUCGCUGGAACCGGCAGCUAAAAAGCAAAAGCCAAAUGACGACCCACCGAAACCGUCCGACAAAGGCAGCGCGGCCGGUCGGGAGGAUUACGUCGCGAUGCUGAAAGCGGACCGUAAAGCGACGGCCAAAUCGAUACUGGAUUUCGAUUUCAACAAGAAACGCGUUCGCAUCCUGUCCGAUGCCAAGACCAUCGAGGAUGGCAAGCAGGGCGUGCUGUACUGGAUGUCGCGCGAUGCCCGGGUGCAGGACAACUGGGCCUUCCUGUUCGCACAGAAGCUGGCGCUCAAGAACGAUCUGCCGCUGCACGUGUGCUUCAACUUGGUGCCCAAGUUUCUGGACGCCACCAUACGGCACUUUAAGUUCAUGCUGAAGGGCCUGGAGGAGGUCGCCGAAGAGUGCCGUAAGCUUAACAUCCAGUUCCAUCUGCUGCGCGGUAGUGCGGGCGAAAAUGUGCCGGCGUUUGUGAAGAAACACAAAAUCGGUGGCGUAGUGUGUGACUUUAGCCCGCUGCGCGUGCCGAUGAAGUGGGUCGACGAGGUGAGGAAAGCGCUCCCGAUGGAGAUCCCGCUGUGUCAGGUCGAUGCGCACAACAUUGUGCCGGUGUGGGUCACCUCCGACAAGCUGGAGUAUGCGGCCCGCACCAUCCGCACGAAGGUGAACAAAAAUUUGCCCACGUACCUGACACCGUUCCCGCCGUUGGUGAAGCAUCCGUUCACGGCCGACUUUGAGGCGGAUCCGAUCAACUGGAAGCAGGUGCUGGACACGCUGCAGGUGGACCGUACGGUGGAGGCCGUCGAGUGGGCCACGCCGGGGUACACCGGUGGCGUGAAGACGCUGCAGACCUUUGUCGAGAAGCGGUUGGGCAAAUUCAACGACAAACGGAACGAUCCGACCGAAAAUGCGCUCUCGAACCUGUCGCCCUGGUUUCACUUCGGCCAGAUCGCGGUCCAGCGGGCAGUACUGACGGUGAAGAAGCACGGCAAGCGGUACAGCGAAAGCGUGGCCUCGUUCUGCGAGGAGGCGAUCGUGCGACGGGAGCUGUCGGAUAACUUUUGCUUCCACAACAAAAACUACGACAAUCUGCAGGGUGCGUACGAUUGGGCCCGCAAAACGCUGGACGACCAUCGGAAGGACAAGCGGGUGUACUGCUACAGCCGGGAGGAGCUGGAGACGGCCAAAACGCAUGACGAUCUGUGGAACUCGGCCCAGCUGCAGAUGGUGAAGGAGGGCAAGAUGCACGGCUUCCUGCGCAUGUACUGGGCCAAAAAGAUUCUGGAGUGGACGAAAACGCCCGAGGAAGCGCUUGAGACGGCGAUCUAUCUGAACGAUCGCUACAGUCUGGAUGGGCGCGAUCCGAACGGGUACGUCGGUUGCAUGUGGUCGAUCGCGGGCAUCCACGAUCAGGGCUGGAAGGAGCGCGAAAUCUUUGGUAAAAUUCGGUACAUGAACUAUGACGGAUGCAAGCGUAAAUUCAACGUGAAUGCGUUCGUGGUGCGCUACGGUGGGAAAGUGCACCGUCGCAAGUAGACAUGCCCUGUUAAAGAGUUGACAACAGUUGUCAGGUCGGGUUCCUUGGAUCGAUUACUUACGUUUUGAGAUUUUUGUUCGAAUUAUUUUUUUAAUAUUCCAGUGAAGCAUUUAAUAAUUGCUUGUUUGUCCAGUUAA
Molecule: messenger RNA, 1962 nt
Organism: Anopheles coluzzii
Lineage: Eukaryota; Metazoa; Arthropoda; Insecta; Diptera; Culicidae
Gene: phr
Product: deoxyribodipyrimidine photo-lyase
Exons: 2
Coding region: 175-1824 (549 amino acids)
Biological process (GO): photoreactive repair
Molecular function (GO): deoxyribodipyrimidine photo-lyase activity
Source: RefSeq, a predicted model, not a curated record